Tetrahymena thermophila SB210 is the source of this 312-nucleotide messenger RNA. Its product is annotated as histone H4. The transcript has a single exon. The coding region runs from base 1 to 312 and encodes 103 amino acids. Gene Ontology annotation, cellular component: nucleosome. Gene Ontology annotation, molecular function: protein heterodimerization activity; DNA binding; structural constituent of chromatin. The record is from RefSeq and is a predicted model, not a curated record. Lineage: Eukaryota; Ciliophora; Oligohymenophorea; Hymenostomatida; Tetrahymenidae.
AUGGCCGGUGGAAAAGGUGGUAAAGGUAUGGGUAAGGUCGGAGCCAAGAGACACUCCAGAAAGUCCAAUAAGGCUUCCAUUGAAGGUAUUACUAAGCCCGCUAUCAGAAGAUUAGCUAGAAGAGGUGGUGUUAAGAGAAUUUCCUCUUUCAUUUAUGAUGACUCCAGACAAGUCUUGAAGUCUUUCUUAGAAAACGUUGUUAGAGAUGCUGUUACUUACACUGAACACGCCAGAAGAAAGACCGUCACUGCUAUGGACGUCGUCUACGCUCUUAAGAGACAAGGCAGAACCCUCUAUGGUUUCGGUGGUUGA